Molecule: messenger RNA, 1943 nt
Organism: Corticium candelabrum
Lineage: Eukaryota; Metazoa; Porifera; Homoscleromorpha; Homosclerophorida; Plakinidae
Product: zinc transporter 6-A-like
Exons: 14
Coding region: 396-1802 (468 amino acids)
Biological process (GO): transmembrane transport; zinc ion transport
Cellular component (GO): membrane; Golgi apparatus
Molecular function (GO): monoatomic cation transmembrane transporter activity
Source: RefSeq, a predicted model, not a curated record
AGCAGUUUCGCAAAGUUGGUGUCUAGAGUAGUGACAUUUUAAUUAAGUUUAAAGCAGGUGAGGUAGCCUGCUAUUUUCAACUGCUGAUGACUAUGACAAAACAUUUUUCUUGCAACACUGCAUGUACAUAGUGAUGUUCUGAUGUUGGGUGUUGUGUUGUGCUGUAACUACCCAAUUGGUGUACUAAAAGGAACUGGUCAUCAACAGGAAGCAGCUGUGAACCAACAACAGAACAGAACAGGAAGUAACUUGUACCAAUUGGUAUGUGCUAUUCUGGGAUUGGAAGUGAGACUAAAUUUAUAGAUUUAGACAGAACUGAAUAAUACAUAGCGGAACUAGAACCUACCGGUUAUAGUAACUUCCAUUCCACCUGCUAUCACAUUCUAACACGUGGCAUGCAGUUCAUCAUAAUUCUCAUAUCUAGGGAGCCGAUGUAUCGUAAUCAUGAUAAACCUUGGUACACAAACUACAAAAUAAGUAAACAACUAACACAUUUUUACAGUACAGUACAAUGUACAUAUACAACGCAAACUAUUUCCAACCCACAGUACAGUACAGUACCUUUCUUUCGCGCGAAGGUCUUUGCUGCGAGGCCGACUUAUCCGGGGAUUUAUUUCCAUUCUUUUGUGGUCAUGGAACGUCUUCAAAUGGUUUUACACGACCGACAAUCUAAGGUGGUUAUCUCUUUGCUGCUGUUGAGUAUUGGUGUGACUGCAGUUUUGUUCUAUUGGUGUACAACAACCAACAGUCUAGCAUUGCAGGCUUUCGUGUAUCUCGUCGUGUUUGAUAUUCUGAGCUUGUCGACUUGUCUUCUCACUGUUUGGGUGUCGAAACAGAAACCAACCUCAGUCUAUUCAUUUGGAUAUGAGAGGCUAGAGGUCGUGUCGGUGUUCACCAGCACAAUUCUCAUCAUUUUCUCUGGGCUAUCUGUGAUCAAACAUGGAUUGGAGCAUCUUUUCCAACCACCGGAAGUCGACACGACGGAUCUACCAUUAGCCACCUUAGUCGGUUUUGGCCUGCACUUAUUGGUUCUUUAUGGAGUGAAGAACAAAGCAUAUUCGCAUGUUGCAUCAUCUGCAUCGUCAAGCUGGUUACAAGACGCAGUCAUUGACUUGGGAAACUGUGUUUGCAGUAUUGCUCCGGUCUUUUCUCACAUCUUGGUUGUCAAGGUCAACCCUCUCAUAUUAGUGUCUGUGGCAGCCGGAGUGUCUAUCUUCAUUACAGACAUACUAAUUGUUUACAGUGAGUUGCACAGUGCUGACGCAGCUGCUGCUGUCGUAAUUGCCGUUCUGCUGUGCAGCACUAUGUAUCCUCUCUGUGUAUACAGUGGCAAGAUACUAUUGCAGGCAGUUCCAGAGCACGUAAUUGGACAACUAAACAAAUGUCUACGAGAGGCAUCCACUCUUGAUGGAGUAUUAGAGUUUAGAAAUGAACACUUUUGGAGUCUCUCGUUUGGUGUUUUGGCCGGUUCUCUGCAUGUUCGAGUCAAACGUGAUGCCAAUGAACAGACUGUUUUAGCGCAGAUCACCAACAAGUUAGCGCCUCAUGUAUCACAACUGACUGUGCAGGUUUUCAAGGAAGACUGGUCGAUGCCAGUCAUCACGUCUGGCACUACGAGCCCAACACUUCAUAGUGUUCCAGCGUUUGGUUAUGUUGCUAAAGCUCAUGGUCACGUUCAUCAUCAUCACGAACAUCACCAAGAAACAGAGAGUCAUGCCUUUCUUCCUGUUGGACAUGAACACGAUCCUCUUGUUGCAAAUGUUACUUCUGUAUUACAAAUCCCGUCACAGAAUGUAGCCUAGAGUUAAUUAAUGUAGGAACAGUGUAAGUAACUUGCUUUUUGCAGAUAUUUAUGUUACUAAAUGGCUUUUACAAGAUUUAGAUGUAGAGAACAGAGUUUGGUAACAAAAUUGGUGUGUGUGUGUGUGUGUGGUGUGUGUGUG